This is a messenger RNA of Solea solea (common sole), 2709 nucleotides long. It is a transcript of the gene prss35, whose product is annotated as serine protease 35. Bases 265 to 1530 code for a protein of 421 amino acids. The record is from RefSeq and is a predicted model, not a curated record. Gene Ontology annotation, molecular function: serine-type endopeptidase activity. The transcript has 2 exons. NCBI's taxonomy places the organism in Eukaryota, Metazoa, Chordata, Actinopteri, Pleuronectiformes, Soleidae. Gene Ontology annotation, biological process: proteolysis.
UCCUCAGCAUCAAGUGCAGCCUGAGCGCAGCGUCCCCGGCUGCGACUUUCUCUCUCAGCCUCUUUGAAGGAGUCAUGAGGAGACGGGAGUCGUCGCCCUGCUGAGACCUGCACGUCUGGGAUCUGGGGGAUGCAGUGACUGUUUUCUAACUGGGAUCAUAUUUUGUGUUAAUAUAAAUCUUGAGGGAGGGAAACAAACAAUACAUUUGCGGAUAUUUGACAUAUCCAUCAAUCGGAUGCAAGCAGAGCCAGGCCCAACUUAACAAUGGGCCUCAUACCCUUGUGUAUCGUGCUCCCGGUGCUACUGGCUGUGGCUGCAGCUGCUGAGGAGAACGCAGUCAGUGAUGAGUACACCUGGCCACAGUGGACGGUGCCUCUGGUAAGAAAAAGACGCACUGUGUAUAUCAGCAGCCCCGGCUUCUCAGCACAUUCCCAACUGGAGUUAAGUGGAACCUGUGGGAUUGAGUGUCAGCGGCGCCUUCCGACACUUUCUCUGGACGACCUGGAGCAGCUCCUGUCCUACGAGACGGUCUACGAAAACGGCACGCGCACGUACACCACGGUGUCCGUGCAAGGUCUCAACGAGGUGACCGCUCAGUCCACAAACUCCUCCACGACUCACUCGCGACGUAAGCGUGAGGUGUACGGCACCGACACCCGCUUCACCAUCUCUGAUAAGCAGUUCUCCACCAAAUAUCCCUUCUCCACCACUGUGAAGAUCUCCACAGGGUGCUCUGGGGUUCUGGUGUCACCCAAACACGUGCUCACAGCUGCUCACUGCAUCCACGAUGGGAAUGAUUAUCUGAAUGGAGCGCAGAAGCUGCGCGUCGGUAUCCUGAAGGAGAAGUCCAGACGAGGCAAAGGAGGCAAAGGGAAAGGCGGACGAGGAAAGGGCAAGAGGAGAAAGGGAGACAAAGGUAAAGAGGAAGUCCAGGAGAAGGAGGAGAACGACGGGAAAGAACAUAAAGGAAAAGGGAAAGGCAGGAAGAGCCGGAGUCGGCGAAGUGCAGAUUCAGAGAAACCUUCAUUUAGGUGGACCAGGGUCAAACAGACCCAGAUUCCUAAGGGCUGGUUCAAAGGUGUGUCUGACGGACUGGCUGCAGAUUUCGACUACGCUGUUCUCGAGCUAAAGAAAGCCCCCAAAGUCAAGCACAUGGAUCUGGGUGUUAUUCCUUCGGUUAUGAAGCUUCCCGCUGGGAGGAUCCACUUCUCUGGUUUUGAUGACGACCGGCCUGGCAACCUGGUCUACCGGUUCUGCUCCGUGUCCGAUGAGUCCAACGAUUUACUCUAUCAGUACUGCGACGCCAAACCCGGCUCCAGCGGCUCUGGCGUCUACGUCCGCCUCAAAGAGCCCGGCAAGAAAAAGUGGAAGAGGAAGAUCAUUGGGAUUUUCUCCGGUCACCAGUGGGUGGAUGUAAACGGGGACGGGAUGCAGCAGGAUUACAACGUGGCGGUGAGGAUAACGCCCGUCAAAUAUGCUCAGAUCUGCUACUGGGUCCACGGGGACUCAAGUGAGUGCCAGGAGGCCUAAGAGUACACAGGACUCCCACUGAACCUUACCUUUGCCCCCUUGACCCCUCCAACCUCCUCCUGUCACCAACCAGGGGCCCGACGACUGCCUCUGUACUUCCUGUUUCCUCCGAGCAGCACCUCCUCCUCCACUUCUUCACAAACACACGCGCGACUCCGCAGACUCGCUUGUUGAUAACAACAGGAACUCGCAAACAACGCGCCAGGAGAACUGUGGCUCUUCAGCUUUUCUAAUUUAUUUGCUAAAAAAAAUAAAAAAAAAAAAAAAAAGAAAGAAAAGGGACAAAAAAGUGUAUUUUGUUUUUUUGUGCUUUUGCGGAUCAUGAAGUUGUUAAGUUUCAAACCCGUUUUUGGAUACAAUGUUGGGAAGCGCGUACAGUGUAUUCACGUGCUCGUGAGUGUCACAUUCGUCACACGUGCUCUCCACCACUGUACACGGUGAUUACGUGCAUUGGCUUUGACAAAAGACCCAGGAAAAAUAAAAGUUUUACACAUGAACUUCAUAGAAAAAGAAAGAUUACUGUGUUUUUUUUUUUAUAAACAAUCUAAUGUAAUGAGUUGGUGUUUUUGCUUUGUGUAUAUCUAGUUUGUUUGUUUGCUUUUCUUUUUUUUUUUACUGCUACAUUUUAAAAAUAAGAGAAAGGGUUCUUUUGAAUCCUGGAUAUUAGAUGUUGAGAUUUUCCCUGUUCUUGCAGUGCAGUGAAAUGUGGUUUCAUUGUCGUGCACAUAAUUAUAUCAGUGCUUACCCAGAUGACGUGGUGCUAAUUUAUGGAAUUGUGUUUUUGUUUGUUUGUUUUGUUUCUUUCUGAAGGGGUCAGGGGUCGGGGGUUUUCAGAAUAUAUUUUGAUAGCCUAGUACUGUAACUAUGUAAUUAAUGUGAGGCUACAUUUCUUUGGGCUGUGUUAACAUGGGACUGAACCAUUUAACGAGUUACUUGAGGUUUUGUUUUUUUUUUUGGGGGGGGGGGGGGUUUAUGUUAAAUGAGGUCACAAAUGCAAUUUUGUUAGAUAAUAACACAUCGAAAUGUGGGAUGUGAUUUUCUUUUUUCAUAUGUAUCUCAUGUUUCAGAAUUCAUGGGGGGGCGGGGGGUAUUAUCCCAUUUGAAUGAGCAAAUACCUGAAAUUAAUCUGAAAUGAAUAUUGCAGAUUGACGACAACAAACCAUUAAACCAAGAUUACUA